AUGCAUAGAAACCCAUUUAUGGCCCGUCCCGACGGUGGUUCUCCAAUUCGAUCGGUUCCGAGAGCUGCAAGACCCUCUUGGAGAGUUGAAGAUGAAUCCCCAUACGAUCUGGGUGAAGAUCUGUCGACUGCGUUCCAAGGUUUUCCAGAACCUGGCACUAGACAAAAUUAUUAUGGGUCUCAACCUAGCUCACCGUCUAAGGCUGCUGCUAGGUACUCACCUCAACGUCGUAAUGUUUUCGCCCGCGAUAGCGUCAUGAACACUCCUGUUGGUCGGGAAAGGUAUGCUGCCAACCUUAAGGAAUCCCCACAGAGGAACGGACGUGCUGUCAUCCAAAUUGAGGACCCCUCUGAUGCUGAAGACGAUUACGAUUUUUACGAUCAGUACGCUGAUCGCGAUAUGGGUUCUCCCACGAGGUCUCCUACUAGAGGUUCGAGCUUUGCAGGCACUCAUAGUUAUGCUUCUCAGGAGUCUAAAUCGGUGCUUUCUUUUGACGGAUACCGGAAAUCUGUCGACGACGGUAGUACAAUCUACUCUGGAGACACUUUUGAGCAGACACAAUUUCAGCUCAAUCAUCCACAGCGGAAUUAUAUCAGGCGUGGUAAAUCCGACAUUAGAAGACCGCCUCCUUCCAGUUCGAACAAGAAUAUCCUGAAAUUGGACAACCCAAUUCCACGUGGUCUGUUAGAGAUCUUACCUCGUCGCGAUUCACCUGAAUUCACCGAAAUGAGGUACACUGCUUGUACUGUGGAUCCAGAUAAUUACGUUUCCGAGGGUUACUCUUUAAGAUUCGCUGAAAUGAAUCGCGAAUGUCAAGUCGUCAUUUGUGUGACAAUGUACAACGAGGAUAAGCACGCAUUGGCCACCACGCUUCACUCAAUUAUGAAAAAUAUAUCUCAUCUCUGUACCCGGAAAAGAUCACACGUCUGGGGUCCUAAUGGAUGGAAGAGAAUCCAAGUUAUCAUUGUGAGUGAUGGUAGAAAUAAUAUUGAUAAGGGCUCACUGGAUUACUUGAGCGCCUUGGGUGUUUAUCAAGAAGACAUGGCGAAAUCCACUGUAAAUGGGAAUCCUGUGAAGGCACACAUUUUCGAACUCACAACCCAGGUCUCUAUCGAUUCUGAGCUAGACUACGUGAGCAAAGAUAUAGUUCCAGUUCAAAUCGCGUUCUGUUUGAAAGAAGAGAACCAAAAGAAAAUUAAUUCACACCGUUGGCUUUUUAAUGCAUUUUGUCCAGUAUUGGAUCCCACCGUCGUGGUGUUAGUGGAUGUCGGAACUCGUCUGAAUGACACCGCCGUAUAUCACUUAUGGAAAGUCUUCGACAAGGAUUCCAACGUUGCUGGGGCAGCUGGCCAGAUUAAAACUAUGAAGGGCAAAUGGGGCCUCAAAUUACUAAACCCCCUUGUGGCAUCGCAAAAUUUUGAGUACAAGAUGUCUAAUAUUCUUGACAAACCGCUUGAAAGUGUGUUUGGCUAUAUUUCGGUGCUUCCUGGUGCUUUGUCUGCCUACCGCUAUCGCGCUUUACAAAACCACGCAGACGGUACCGGCCCGCUCAAUUCUUAUUUUAUGGGUGAGACUCAGGAAGGCAGACAGCAUGAUGUCUUCACAGCCAACAUGUACCUUGCUGAAGAUAGAAUUCUUUGCUGGGAGCUUGUUGCUAAAAGAAACGCCAAGUGGGUGCUAACAUAUGUGAAAGAGGCAACCGGUGAAACAGAUGUUCCAGAAGAACCACCUGAAUUUAUAUCCCAAAGGAGAAGAUGGCUGAACGGCGCCAUGUUUGCAGCACUUUACGCGCAAUUGCACUUCACGCAAAUUUGGAAAACUAAGCAUUCUAGGACAAGAAAAUUCUUUUUCCAUGUCGAAUUCUUUUAUCAAUUCGUUCAAAUGGUAUUCUCGUGGUUCUCCAUUUCGAACUUCUUCCUAACGUUUUACUUUCUCGCUGGAUCAAUGAACUCUCUAAUAAAGCAUGGUGAUUAUCUCUUCACGUUUUUCAAAUACCUUGUUAUCUGCGAUCUGGCGGCCCUUUUCAUCAUUUCCAUGGGUAAUAGGCCGCAAGGCGCCAAUCAUCUCUUCAUCUUGUCAAUGGUCAUCCUUUCGAUCUGCUCUACUUACGCCUUAGUCUGUGGAUUGGUCUUCUCGUUCAAAUCACUUGAGUCAAAAACGCUUUCUCACAUGGUCUUCGUGGAUAUUGUCGUUUCGCUACUCUCGACAUAUGGCUUGUAUGCAUUUACAUCAAUCAUCUACUUAGAUCCAUGGCAUCUGAUAACCUCCACGGCUCAAUACCUGUUGAUGCUUCCUUCAUUUAUCUGCACAUUACAGAUCUUUGCCUUCUGUAAUACUCAUGACGUCUCUUGGGGGACCAAGGGAUCCACACAGGAUUCAAAACCAAAAUCGGAAGCCACAGUCAAGCAAGGCCCCAAUGGACAGCAGAUUGUUGAAGGUACCGAGUGGCCUCAGGAAGUUGACAAGAAGUUUGCAGAGAUCAAGAGUAGGCUGAAGGAAGAAGAAAUUAUCGAACCCAAAAUUGAUGAAGCGCAACAAAAAAAUGAUUACUAUCGAGACAUAAGGACAAGAAUUGUCAUGUGUUGGAUGCUUUCAAAUCUAAUACUCAUGAUGAUCGUGACGCAAGUGUACGGUCCGGGAGAUACCGCCAAAAACAAAUACUUGAAAUUUAUUCUUUGGUCCGUCGCCGUGCUUGCUGCUUUCAGAGCUCUAGGAUCGCUCACCUUUUUGGUGAUAAAAUACCUACGGGUUAUUGUUACUUUUAAGCAUAAGGCAGAGGACAGCGGUUCAUUCAAGUUGCCCUCUGUCGGAAAACUAUUUAGGGAGGAGCCAAAAACUUGA
This is a messenger RNA of Lachancea mirantina, 2841 nucleotides long. Lineage: Eukaryota; Fungi; Ascomycota; Saccharomycetes; Saccharomycetales; Saccharomycetaceae. The record is from the annotation of a GenBank genome assembly.